AAUUAUCUUGUUGUUUUCAGAUAAAAUUAGCUGACAGAUUGUAGGGUACACUAUACAGGAUGCGGGACAUAGAGAACGGGUUGGAGAACCUCACCAUCUCAUCCAAGGGAUCAGGCUGGUCAAAGAAAGGGAAGAAGAAACUAAAAAAUCAAAGAGAAUCUCUACCCAUUUUCAAAGUAAAGGAUGACCUGCGUCGUGCUCUGUAUAAGAACCAGGUCCUGUUGGUGGUUGGAGAAACCGGAAGUGGAAAGAGUACACAGAUUACUCAAUACCUCGUGGAGGCAGGUUACGCUGGUCGAGGUAUUAUAGGAUGUACACAGCCCAGGAGGGUUGCUGCAAUAUCUCUGGCUACCAGGGUUGCACAGGAGUAUGGUUGCAGGUUGGGAGAGGAGGUUGGAUACUCAGUCAGGUUCAAGAAACUAGUCUCUCAGAACACCAUCAUCAAGUACAUGACGGAUGGUACACUGCUCCGCGAGCUGCUAACGGACCCCAAGAUGGAGAAGUACAGCUGUAUUAUGGUGGAUGAGGCGCAUGAGAGAACUGUGAACACUGAUCUCCUCUGCGCUCUGCUGAAGAGGGUUCUCAAGGAACGGACGGAUCUCAAGGUUGUAAUUUCCUCUGCAACUCUGGAUAUUGACAAGUUUAAAGAAUACUUCUCUCAGGCUCCUGUGUUCAAUAUUCACGGUAGAAUGUUUCCCGUGUCUAUUUUAUAUAGUCCCAGUCCAUGUAACGAGUACAUGAAAACAAGUAUUGAGACGGUUAUUCAGAUUCACACAGAACAACCCCCAGGCGAUAUUCUGGUGUUCUUAACCGGACAAGAUGAAAUUGAAGAAGCAUGUAAGAAACUCAAUGAAAGGAAGGAACAAGUUGAAUCUAACUCUGGAAUUAAACUGAUAAUUUAUCCGGUCUACGGCGCUCUUUCUGCUGAGAAACAGAUGGCAAUUUUUGAUCCAACUCCCAGUGGUUCCAGGAAGGUUGUUAUUGCUACCAAUAUUGCUGAAACUAGUCUCACCAUCGAGGGUAUCAUGUACGUUGUGGACUCCGGCAAGGUGAAGCAGAGCAGCUACAAGCACUGUAAAGGAAUCGACUCCCUCCUGCUCUCCCAGAUAUCCCAGGCCGAGGCAGACCAGAGGUCGGGCCGGGCCGGCAGAACUGGUCCAGGGAUAGCAUACAGAUUGUACACGGAGCAGUUUUAUUGUGAAGAAAUGGAAUCAACUCCUGUGCCUGAAAUCCAAAGAACAAAUCUCUCCUCAACCUACCUUCAGAUGAAGGUUAUUGGUAUUGAAGAUGUGACUGAGUUUGAGUUUAUGGAUCCACCAUCUGAAGAAGCAAGGGAUCAUGCUCUCAAAAGUCUGAAGGAGCUGAAAGCACUGGAUAGCGAAGGAAAGAUAACUGAGCAUGGAAGAAAGAUGGCUGAAUAUCCUCUAGAUCCGUCCUUGGCUAAUAUGUUGAUCCAGUCCUCCACCCUCUCCUGCUCCAAACAGAUCUUAACCAUUGUCGCCAUGCUCUCCACUCAGCAGGCCUGUUUCUCCAGGCCAAGGGAUCAAUUAGAAGAGGCUGACAAGGCCAAGUUAAAGUUUAACCAGGCUGAGGGGGAUCUAUUUACUCUACUGCAUAUCUACAAUACAUGGAAAGAGAAGAAUCUCAGUGCUGAAUGGUGUUAUGAUAACUUUAUCCAGAUACAAACCCUCUAUAUAGCACAGGAUAUCAGGAACCAGCUUCAUAGGAUCAUGGUGAGCCAAGGAUUGAAUAUGAAAUCAACAGUUUACAUCACUACAAGGUUGCAGAAAGCUAUAUUCUCCGGGUUGAAGAUGAAUGUGGCGAAAAGAACUCAUGGGAAAGCUUAUAUUACAAGUGGAUUAGAGACUGUGUUCAUUCACCCGAGCAGCGCACUUUAUCAUCGAAGCCCCCUUUCCAUAGUCUUCAAUGAGGUCGUCAUGACAUCCAGAGCCUUUAUGCGCGAUGUUACUGUGAUUGAACCCAGCUGGCUGCUAGAGUUAACAGAGACAGAUUCCAGCUGUUCGACAUCAGUUACAAUGACUAAACCUGCCAAGUCCUCAGAUUACGAUGUCUGUGCCAAACCUUCCAAAUCUACAGUUCCAAGUGCCAAAUCUACAGUUCCAAGUGCCAAAUCUACAGUUCCAAGUGCCAAAUCUACAGUUCCAAGUGCCAAAUCAGUUCCAUGUGCCAAACCUACAAAGUCCUCAGGCCUGAAUGCUAAACCUGCUAAAUCUACCACUACAAGUGCUAAACUUACUAAAUCCAUAGGUCUGAGUGCAAAACCUACAAAAUCUGCAGUUCCAAGUGUAAAACCUAAAUCUACAGUUUUGGCGGCCAAACUUAGUAAAUCCACAGUUCCUAGUGCAAAACCAACUAAAUCUGCAGUCCCAAGUGCAAAACCAACUAAAUCUAUAGUUUGUGCGGCCAAACUUACUAAAUCAGCAGUUCCUAGCGCCAAACCUACUAAAUCCGUAGAUCUGGAUGCCAAACCUGCUAAAUCUACAGGUCGGAGCGACAAACUUACUGAAUCUUCGGGUAUGAAUGCUAAACUUGCUAAAUCUACAAUUCCAAGCGCCAAACUUACUAAAUCUGUAGGUCUGAGUGCAAAACCUACCAAAUCUGAAGUCUCAAGUGUCAAAUCUACUAAAUCUGCAGUUCCAAGAGUAAAACCAACUAAAUCUACAGUUUUGGCGCCCAAACUUACCAAAUCCGCAGUUCCUAGUGCCAAACCUACUAUACCUACAGGUCUCAGUGCCAAACCAGUUGAAUCUACAGUUCUGAGUGCCAAACCGGCUACAUGUACAGGUCUGAGUGACAAACCUGCAAAAUCUACUAUACCAAAUACCAAACCGGCUGAAUCCACCGUCUCAAAAGCUAAACCUGCUGAAUUCACCGUCUCAAAAGCUAAACCUGCUGAAUCCACCGUCUCAAAAGCUAAACCUGCUGAAUCCACCGUCUCAAAAGCUAAACCUGCCAAGACUAAAGAUGUCAAGGUAAAGACGGCCAAGGUUUCUGUUCAUAUCGUCAAGCUUACUGCCAAAUCUCCACCAGUCCGUAAACCUGUUAUAUCCCCCAUAAAGAAGGAUCCAGUUAGGUUUACUGAUCUCUCUAAAAGUAAGAAGCGUGUUAAAUCCUCCGGAGCUGGUUCUUCCUUUGUCCGGCAGCAUUAGCCGUGUAACCAAGUACAGUUAUAAACAAUGGUACAAAUUCUGAUCUGUAAGUAUUAUGUCCUCAAAAUUUAUUUUGUAUUUUUUAAGAACUUUGACAAACCCUGAUUUACAUUGAUUAUGAAUAAAUAGUAUGUUUCUAUUAAAAA
This is a messenger RNA of Eurytemora carolleeae, 3316 nucleotides long. RefSeq names its product ATP-dependent RNA helicase DHX8. The coding region runs from base 60 to 3170 and encodes 1036 amino acids. Gene Ontology annotation, molecular function: ATP binding; RNA binding. The record is from RefSeq and is a predicted model, not a curated record. Gene Ontology annotation, cellular component: intracellular anatomical structure. Lineage: Eukaryota; Metazoa; Arthropoda; Copepoda; Calanoida; Temoridae. The transcript has 19 exons.